This is a messenger RNA of Selaginella moellendorffii, 1235 nucleotides long. RefSeq lists its product as uncharacterized. The record is from RefSeq and is a predicted model, not a curated record. The transcript has 3 exons. Bases 87 to 1118 code for a protein of 343 amino acids. NCBI's taxonomy places the organism in Eukaryota, Viridiplantae, Streptophyta, Lycopodiopsida, Selaginellales, Selaginellaceae.
CCCGAACGGUGUACGGACUGCUGACCAAGGACCUCGCGGGGACACAACGUGAGACUUAGUCUAAAGCUGAGAGCACUGUCAAUGAAAUGGAUGCUCAUCUGGGCCUGGUGACCAAUGCGAUUUCUGCGGUGCAAGCGAUUCUCAAGGCGAGGGAGGAAAUACAGGCUGCGCCAAUCAAAAUUGUGGACUUAGUAGAGCAGGUGCAGAAUGCGGGUAGGCUACUUUCGAGGGUUCAAGGGCUUCUAGAGCAGGUGUCUGAUCCUCAGACACUAGAAUCACUGCUUCCUCCUCUGCAGCAACUUGGGCAGGAGCUGAACAUUGCCAAGAUUAAAGUGGAAGAGUACAAGUUCAAGGCUACUGGAUCGACAUCUGUAGUAUCUGGAAUCAAGACGGUGCUCGGCUAUGGUGUUGCAACGCGCAACCGCAAAGUCGAAGACAUCUCCAAGCGCAUCCAAAAUGCCUUGGUGCAGCUAGACCAAGCGUUGGGUGCGGAGGUCUUUGGGAAGUUCUUUGUCACACCUGCUUCUGCUGCUGCUGCUGCUGGUGACUCUACUCCCGAGUUAAUUUCACAGCUGGACAAACUCAGCAUAGAGUCGCUAGACUCUGAAGAGUUCAGUGUAUCAGUGGAGAUUGGGGGGAUUGAGGGGAGUGAGUUCCAUCCGCCCGAACCUGGAUUGGAGGUGAAGGUUCAAGGAGACGAGGAAAAUCGAGUUGCACGAGAUGGCGGAUAUGAGCUGCAGAGUUCUAGCAAGCUAAGGUUUGAAAUCGCUGUAGAAGAUGAUGGGUUCUUUUACAUCAUCACGUAUGAUCCCGAAGAAGGUGCACCUCUGCUUUACUAUCCGAAGGUCUCAUCAGCCAACAACAGCCUUCGAUGCAAGUUCAAUCGCGUCUUCCCAGACAGUAGCAGGCAUAAGCAUGAUCCAAAAAGCUUUCGAGUUGAAAAGAGUGGCCUGAAACGUGUAGGACAGCAAGCCGUUUACUUCGUCCUCUCUCAAACCAAGUUGCACCAAGAUACACCUUCUAGAAAGCUCGAAAUUGAAGAGGUCCAACAAGAGCUACAAGACGACUCCCACCAGAUUUAUGUUCGGAAGUUUGACUUCGACAUCCUUGGUUCGUGAAGCCAUCUUCUCAAAUUAGGCGACACAAAGUAGAUUACAUCCAUAUGGCUAUGGAACAAAAGCAAGUAGAGCGUGAGAUACAAAGCCGCAUUAGUACAGGUAUGACGCUGUUCUCAA